AUGCAAUCUCAGGAUCUGGUGUCCAUUUACUCCAAUAAAUCCACCAUAUCACGGUUGUCGAGCCUAGGGAGACCCAAACUCUUUGGCGAACAUUUCAAUCGAUACACAAACAAUAUCUCCAAGCACACUAGCCAUGAGAGCAUACAAGAAGAACCCACAAACUAUGCUCUCCAACGAAUUGAUACCCGCAAGUCUGUAGAGUCACUCAACCAUGUCUUGGCCCAUUCACAGUAUCGUGUUUCUUUGCAUCUAACUACCAGUGAAAUAUCAUUGAUCCGAUAUACCUGGAACAAAAUGCUUCUCGACGAUCCAAUCGAGAAACAAAGCACCUUCAGAAACAUUCCUGGCGCAUAUCCUGUUGAGCAGGAAAUUCCCAAACACAAACAGCCAGCUACAUCCGCACUGUCUAUAGCCAGUUCACUUUUCUGCCGUCAGUUCUAUGACAAUUUGUUAAUGCUGAAACCAGAUCUCGAAGAAAUGUUUCCCUCCAUCAGACACCAGGCUGUACAAUUUGCCGGGGUGAUGGCCAUGACGAUUAGCCAGCUUGAGGAUUUGACUUUAAUGGACGAGUACUUGAUGAAACUAGGCAAGAGGCAUUCAAGAGUAUUAGGCAUAGGCAGUGACCAUUUCGAGCUUAUGGGCGAGGUAUUGAUCCUCACGUUUCAGGAGAGAUUUGGCACUAGGUUCACACAGGAACUUGCCGUGUUGUGGAUCCGUCUAUACUUGUAUUUGGCAAAUACGUUGCUACAAUUUGGCGUAGACCCUGUAAUGAGAUUGCCCCUGGAUUUGCUGGUCGAGCUGGAGUUCAACAAGAUCCGGACCAUGUCCAGCGUGAGUUCGCUCAUGAACGAAAGACCAUCUAUAAGUACGAGCGUUACAUCGUUGGCAUCUACAGAAACUAAUACUACACAGGCUGGCUCGGUACCGCAUAGCCAAAAGAGCAGCCCUAUGAAAACCAUGCCCGGUUCAAUGUUGAAAGCAGAACGUGUGCAUUCUCUUGGAAUGGACAGCAUAAGAAAGAAGAAGAAAGACUGCGUGAUACAGUAG
Messenger RNA from Scheffersomyces stipitis CBS 6054, 1047 nucleotides. RefSeq lists its product as uncharacterized. Bases 1 to 1047 code for a protein of 348 amino acids. Gene Ontology annotation, biological process: cellular response to nitrosative stress; nitric oxide catabolic process. The record is from RefSeq and is a predicted model, not a curated record. Gene Ontology annotation, cellular component: intracellular anatomical structure. The transcript has a single exon. Lineage: Eukaryota; Fungi; Ascomycota; Pichiomycetes; Serinales; Debaryomycetaceae. Gene Ontology annotation, molecular function: oxygen binding; nitric oxide dioxygenase [NAD(P)H] activity; FAD binding.